AUGCGCAGACCGGCAAGGUACCUCAAUUUGAGGCGACCCAAACUUCGCCUGUCAUGGAACAAGCACAAUCUAUACAACAUCGCCAAAGGCGUCGGCUCCGUCGACAUGGGGCGUGCCUCGAUGCGAACUUUUUUCCAGCAGAAGUGGGAGGCCAAGUCAACGACGCGCGGUUACCACGGCGAGCACAUACCCGAGAAGAAAUGGAAGCGCAUGUUCACCCGGCAGCUCGCCUCUGUCGUUGAGAUGGACCCGCGCUACCUCGCAGAGCAUGACGGUUCAGAGCAGGCUACCGGCCGUGGAUCGGGCAUGGGAGCACGCCAGGUGGCGGCCGACGACUAUGCGACGUGGUUUCCCCGUGGGCAACGACAGGACGAGGUGGGACACGUCGCAGCGACCAGAGUCGGAUCACAGGUUACUCGCGAGAUGGAACUGGAGCACCGUAACAUUACACCUCUCAUGCAGAUGACCUACGCGCCGGUGGAGCGGAGGCUGGACAUGGCUGUUUUCCGGUCGCUGUUCGCAACGAGCAUUCGUCAAGCGAGGUUGAUGGUCGUCCACGGUGCUGUGACGGUCAAUGGCAAGAAGAUGGUCUACCCUGCCUAUCGCCUGAACCCUGGCGACAUGUUCCAAGUUGACGUGGGCAAAGUCCUCUCCGCUGUCAGCAAACAUAAGAACCCUGAGACGAAGCUGGAAACAGCCAAGGUCGUCAAGAUGCUCAAGAACAACCAGAAACUCUACGACAGCAUGGAGAAGCGGUUACGAGUAUGGAACGACCAAUUCGAGGAGACCGCCAACCCCAAAGCGACAGAGGUGAACGAGGACGGUGAAGAGAAGACUGCAUUCGACGAAGCACAAGUCAUCAAAAAAUUCCGCUACGCCAUCUAUUCACAAGGAAAGGGCAAAGACGGAGCAGCAGCAGCAGAGGCUCAGACCGAGACCCCGGCCGAGGGUGUCGAGGAGGCGGCGGCCGAGGGUGUAGAAGGUGGCGAGAGUGCGGCCAAGCCCAGCGCAGAGAGGCUGUUGUCCAACGAGGAGGGUCAGGAACUCAAGAGGCUCAAGCUCGAGACCGCAUUGAUCGAUGCCAAGCUUCUGAUCCGCGACCAGAGUGAGAAGAACGACCCCCUCUGGCGAGAGUUUAAGCUGCGAAGCUUUAGGGACCAAGUGGGCCGCGCGCUGGACAUGGACACAUCAGCACAGACGAGCACCAAGGAGCUCAUCAGCCAGCUGGAAACCAACAUGAAGAGCUUGAGCAUGCUACACGACGAGAAGUCGCAGAGCUCCCAGGCUGCCAACGCACCGGGGCAGAAGACGCCGCGGCAAUACGCCCAGAAGGCCCUUUGGCUCUCGGGACACACGUCCGAUAGCGACGUCGCCGUAUCCGUCGGCCUGGACAGGCUAUCGGUCAAAGAGUUUAAGGACCUCGCGAGGUUGCUCCGCUCCGAUGCUGAGAACCCCAUUGACGAGCACAAGCCCUACCCCACGCCCUGGGCGCCUCGGCCGUUCAUGAAGCCGUUCGUCUUUGUGCCGCGUUAUCUCGAGGUCAACCACACCACCUGCUCUGCCGUCUACCUGCGUCACCCCGUGGCGAGAAAGGGCAUGGGUGAAGUGCCAACGCCGUUCAACUUCUUCACCAACCAGCUGGCACACAACUGUGGUGCCGGCGCUGCUGCUGGCAACCAGAGUGACUGGUCGCAAGCCCUGCAUCAUCCACAACCAGCCUCGUCUGUCAGCGCAGACACGUCUGCGGCGUCGGCACCCAGCAAAAAGAAGCCAUCUCGCCGACGAACGGGCGCCUCUAGCCCCAAGAGACGAUGCGUCAGUACUGCCUGCAUCGCGUGCCGCAAACGCAAGUCCAAGUGCGAUGGCGCGGUCCCGAGCUGCGCAGCAUGCGCGAGCGUAUACGGCACAGAGUGCAUCUAUGAUCCCAACUCGGACCAUCGGCGAAAGGGCGUGUACAAGGAAAAGGCCGACAGUAUGAAGGCGCGCAAUUCCACCCUGCAGAUCUUGAUCGAGGCGAUCCUGAACGCAUCAGAGGACGAGGCGUUUGACAUUGUGAGGAAGAUCAGGACGUGCGACAGUCUCGACUCGGUAGCAGAGGGUAUUCUGUCUCAAGGCCCUGAGAAUGACCAGAUGCUCUCCGAAGGGUCCGACGACGACGCAGGUGGCGACACCCGUGCCACUGAGACCGGCAACGCCAUUGAUGGUGAGAGGGCGCUCGCCCGCAAGAUGGGCGAGCUGCGUCUGGAGAACGGAUCGGUUCGCUUCAUCGGCGGAACGUCGCAUCUAAUCUAUCUCAGUGAUCCCCAAAGCGGCCUGAGCGACGAGCCCCUGGCUGACGAGUGUAAUCCUGGGGCAGACGCUGUUGCGACUUGGACACGCGUGACGGACGACGCGCCCCUCAUCAGUAUGCUCAUCAACAAGUACUUCAACUACCACUACCCUUACUUCACGACGCUGUCCCGCAAAAUUUUCGAGAGGGACUUCCUCAAAGGAAGCCUGGAGGUGGCGCGGGAACAGAGACAGGGGGCUACCGUCCACUGCUCUGCGCUGCUCGUCAACACCAUGCUUGCGCUGGGCUGCCACUUCACCGACGUCCCGGGCGCCUAUGCAGUCCCCGGAGACAGUCGCACAAAAGGCGACCAUUUCUUCGCGGAAGCCAAGCGCCUCAUCAUCGAGAAUGGCGAGUACGAGCGACCUCGGCUGGUGACGGUACAGGCCCUGGCACUCAUGUCCGUCCGCGAAGCCGGCUGCGCGCGGGAGGCCAAGGGCUGGGUCUACAGCGGCAUGAGCUUCCGUAUGGCGCAGGACAUUGGGCUGAACCUGGAGAUGGACAACAUGGAAAGGGAGAGAAUGCCGGAGCAUGAGGUAGAUGCCCGGCGGAUCACGUUCUGGGGCUGCUUCCAGUUCGACAAGGUCUGGUCCAAUUACCUCGGGCGCUUGCCGCAGUUACCCAAGGGGUCUUUCAACGUGGCCAAAUUCGACGUGUUCCCGGACGAGGACGCUGAGAUGUGGUCGCCUUUCCCGGACACUGGGUUCGACGACGAGUGGGCGCAGCCGGCACGCACUCGAGCAGUGGCUCUACAGCUGUCCGAGCUAUCCGAGAUCAGCAGCGACCUUUUGAUAUUCUUCUACCAUCCCAACCACAUUGGGCGGUCAAGCGGCAAGGCCGUCGAGUUGAAGAAGCUGAGCGAGCUGCAUCGACGACUCGAGGAGUGGCGGCAGAAGUUGCCCAUGGAGCUAGAGGCCAAGGAAGGUCAGCUGCCCAAUGUCAUUCUCAUGCAUAUGUUCUUCCAUCUGCAGUACAUUCACCUCUUCCGGCCGUUCCUCAAAUACGCUCCCUCAGCUUCCCCUCUGCCAGUCCACGUAUCACCUCGCCGCAUCUGCACAGCCAACGCGGGAGCCAUAUCGAAGCUCAUGCGGUUAUACAAGAAGACGUGGAACAUGCGGCAAAUCUGCAACAUUGCCGUGUACAUGACGCACUCGGCGUGCACCAUUCACCUGCUGAACCUGCCCGAGCGUACGGCGCGUCGCGAUAUCAUACACGGCGUGAAACAUCUCGAAGAGAUUGCGGAGGACUGGCCGUGUGCUCGUCGUACGCUAUGCAUCCUCAGCGUCCUGGCUCGCAAGUGGGGAUGCGAGUUGCCCGAGGACGCCGCAUUUGUCUUGCAGAGGACAGACGAAAAAUACGGAUACUACAGCACGUCUGAAGUGCCGUCACCCCAUGGGCAGCAGGGAAGAACGGCAAAUAAUUUCGAAAGGGGUUCUGCUCCACAUGGCGGUCACGCCAGGGUACAUAAUAGUCCUUUGAGUCAACCCCCUCAGCAGGUGUUGACUCAGCAGACACAGGGCCAACCCGUAGACAUGGGCCUGAAUCCUCAGGUCGAGGCGUUGGUGCAGCAACAUCGACAAUCGCGGCCACAGUCCCCUCAGGCCCAAGGCUUACCUCAGGACAUGGGGUUCUCUACGCCAUCACCAUUGGCAUCCUGGCCCACUGGACUGUCGCCCGUCAACGAUGCCCGUUACGCUGGAUUCGCAGCGAAUACACGCACGCCGGAGGACCAGGAGCCGCCAGCUGGAGUGGUCAUGGCAACAAGUCGUCCUCAAAUGUCCCCGGCGGGUGUGAGCAUGGACGGCCACGACUGGUUCCUCAACGAUAGCGCUCGCUGGCAACAAAGCUUUGAGACCUGGAACUUGGGUGCUGGCGGACCUCUGCCCCCCGGCCAGCCUGACGCCGCAAGCGGUGUCUACGUCUUUGGGGACGUCACCGGUGGCGGUGUCGUACCAGAUGGCGGGCAGGGCCAGCUUCAGCAGCGAUCAACACCGCACGGUGACGAGGUCGAGGGCGCCUUUGACGGCCUGGGGGCUUCGCUGAACGGCGGUGGGUGGUUACCGGGGUUGGACUGA
Emericellopsis cladophorae is the source of this 4404-nucleotide messenger RNA. Its product is annotated as Nitrogen assimilation transcription factor nit-like protein. Bases 1 to 4404 code for a protein of 1467 amino acids. The transcript has 5 exons. Lineage: Eukaryota; Fungi; Ascomycota; Sordariomycetes; Hypocreales; Bionectriaceae. Gene Ontology annotation, biological process: DNA-templated transcription; regulation of DNA-templated transcription. Gene Ontology annotation, molecular function: zinc ion binding; DNA binding; DNA-binding transcription factor activity, RNA polymerase II-specific. The record is from RefSeq and is a predicted model, not a curated record.